AUGUCGAACACUUGCCCGACUCUAGCUACCUUCAAGCUCCCCGAAAUCCCCAAUGAACCCAAUCAACAUUAUGAGCCUGGCAGCCCAUCCAGGACUGCCUUGGAUGCAGCUAUCAAAGAGAUGCGAGCGGGCAUGCCAUAUUCCGUCGGACCCGUCAUCGAUGGUGUCGAGUUACACAAUGGCCCUACUGCAGCUCAAGUGCUUCCACACGAUCACAAAACCGUGCUUUGCAACUUCCACACCGCUUCACCUGAGCUGAUCACCAAGUCAAUCGAAGGAUGCUUGAAAGCCAAAGCACAAUGGGAAGCCUUGCCAUUUAACGACAGGUCUGCAAUCUUCUUGAAGGCGGCCGACCUGCUAUCAUCCCCCAGAUGGAGGUACAAAAUCAUGGCUGCUACCAUGCUUGGUCAAGGAAAAAACGCUUGGCAAGCAGAGAUCGACGCUGCUGCUGAGAUGUGCGACUUCUUCAGGUUUGGCGUCAAAUACGCCGAAGAAAUGUAUGCUCAGCAACCACCAAAGAACUCGGUCGGUGUUUGGAACCGUGUCGAGUACAGACCCCUAGAAGGUUUUGUGUAUGCGAUCUCUCCUUUCAACUUUACUGCCAUCGGCGGUAACUUGGCUGCAGCACCUGCCCUCCUCGGAAAUGUAGCUAUCUGGAAGCCUUCUCCAAUGGCUGUUUACGCCAACUAUCUCACUUACAAGCUGUUAGAAGAGGCCGGACUGCCCAAAGGUGUUAUCCAAUUCAUACCGGUUGCGGGCGCUGAUGUGGAAACAGCCUGCAAACAGAUUUUUGGUCAUCCAGAAUUCGCCUCGUUGCAUUUCACUGGCUCUACUGCAGUCUUCCGCAAAUUAUGGUCUGACAUCGCCCAAGGAGUCUCGACUGCCGCUCUGCGAUCAUACCCUCGAGUAGUCGGUGAGACUGGCGGGAAAAACUUCCAUCUUGUCCAUUCCACCGCACCGGUCCGACCAACCGUGCUGCAGUCAAUCCGUGCCGCCUUUGAAUACAGCGGUCAGAAAUGCAGCGCUUUGUCUCGUCUUUAUGUCCCGGAAAGCAUCUGGCCCGAGUUUUCCCGCAUCCUCAAAGAGGAGGUCGCCAAACUCAAAGUUGGAAGCCCCGAGGAGUGGAGCACAUUUGUAGGACCUGUGAUCUCACAAGGCUCUUUUGAUAAAAUCACUGGUUUGAUCCAAAGCGCCAGAAACGCCGGCGACGAAAUUCUCAUUGGCGGCAGAGCCGAUGCCUCGAAGGGAUACUUCAUCGACCCCACGGUCAUCCUGACCCGCAAUCCUCGAUCGAUCACCAUGACUGAGGAGCUGUUUGGUCCGGUCAUUACCACAUACGUUUAUCCCGAUGCAGAGUUUGAGCAGACCUGUGAUUUGAUAGACUCAAGCUCAGCCUACGCACUGACUGGUUCUAUUUUCGCUGCCGAUCGUCAUGCUGUAGUUAUGGCAUCGAACAAGCUCAGACGAGCUGCUGGUAACUUCUACAUCAACUCGAAGUGCACUGGAGCUGUUGUCGGUCAACAGCCAUUCGGAGGAUCCAGAGCCAGUGGUACCAACGACAAAGCUGGGAGCAUCAACUUGCUCUACCGAUUUGUCAAUGCUCGCAGUAUCAAAGAGGAAUUCUUGCCCAUUGAUGAAGCCCACUAUCCCUCCAACUUGGUCUAA
Messenger RNA from Puccinia triticina, 1665 nucleotides. RefSeq lists its product as uncharacterized. Gene Ontology annotation, molecular function: L-glutamate gamma-semialdehyde dehydrogenase (NAD+) activity. The record is from RefSeq and is a predicted model, not a curated record. The transcript has 11 exons. Gene Ontology annotation, cellular component: mitochondrial matrix. Lineage: Eukaryota; Fungi; Basidiomycota; Pucciniomycetes; Pucciniales; Pucciniaceae. The coding region runs from base 1 to 1665 and encodes 554 amino acids.